CUUGUAUUUAUGUUGUGCUUUGUACCAGCUGGACAAAGAUUCUUUGCCUCCUCUAGUAAAAAAAGUCUUGAAAGAUUCUGUACCUUGCUGUCGACCACUAUAGCAUUUUUUUCUUUUUAUCAUCUAUCUAGUUGUUCAAGUUUCUCCUUGUCCAAACUCAAUUCUUCCAUUGAUCAUCAAUCCGUUGGCUGCAACUAUGGCCGAAGUGGUUCUCGGAAGCGUUGUGGAGUCCGUCACCGGACACCUUGUUUCCCUCGUCUCCCAGGAGAUUAGACUAGCAUGCGGCGUCAGAGCUGAGCUCGUGAAACUUCAAACCACUGUCUCCAUCAUCGGCGGCGUGCUUCGUGAGGCUGACAAGAGACGAGUUGAGGCUGACGAUGUGAAGGAAUGGCUCAAGAAGCUGAAAGAGUUGUUCUACGAUGCGGAUGACCUGUUGGAUGACUUCUCUACGGAGGUUUUUCGCCGUCGAAGAGUAAUAGGAGGAGGUAAGCGGAUCCUCAAUGAGGUGAGUACCUUCUUCUCCUCUUCCAACCAGUUCCUUUAUGCCAGUAAGAUGGCUCGUCGAGUCAAGGAGAUGAGGGAGAGGAUCGAUGCAAUUUGGAAUGAUAGAAGCGCCUGUUUUCAACUCGAGGGAAAUAGUAAUCUUAUGGGGAGUUUGGUAGAGAAUCUAACUAGGCCGGAAACUAUUCCGUUCAAGUCUGACCCGUAUGUGAUUGGACGAGACAAGGACAAGGAGAAAGUUAUUGAGUUCUUACUCAAUCCUGAUUUUGAGGAGAAUGUUUCCGUCCUCCCAAUCGUGGGUGUGGGAGGUCUAGGGAAAACGACAUUGGCACGACUCGUGUUCAACGAUGACAAGGUGAAGGAAUAUUUCGAGAUGAGGCUAAUUUGGGUCUGUGUGUCAACCAACUUCCAUGUGGAGGAUAUUGUGAGGAAGAUAGUACGAGAAUGCACCCCUAACAAAGAAGGAAUUUCUAAUCUCGACAUGAAUGAGCUGCAAAAAACGCUGGGAGAAUGGCUCCAUGGAAAUAAGUUCUUACUUGUUUUAGAUGAUGUGUGGAAUGACAACCGGUCUAAAUGGUUGGAACUUAGAGAAUUUCUCAUGAGCGGUGCCAAAGGAAGUAAGAUAUUGGUGACCACUCGCUAUAUUCGAGUGGCGGAAACUAUGACUCGAAAAUUUCAUAAAUUGAGUGGCUUACCUGAGGAUGAGUCGCUCUCGUUGCUGAUGCAAAUGGCAAUGAAGGAGGAGCACGAGUGGAAAGGUCAAAAUCUAGAAAAGAUUGCGGGAGAGAUUGUGAAGAAGUGUGCGGGAGUUCCCCUUGCAAUUAAGACGGUUGGGCGACUGUUAGUGCAUUCUGGAUGUAGGGAAAAAGAUUGGUUGGACUUCAAGAAUAAUGAUCUGUCUUCGAUAGAUCAAGAAGAAGGUGACAUUAUGCCAACGCUUAAGUUGAGUUAUGAUUUUUUGCCAUCGCAUUUGAAGCCGUGCUUUGCUUAUUGCAGCUUAUUUCCGCAAGAUUUUAAGCUAGAACCAGGUGAGCUUGUCUAUCUUUGGAUGGCACAGGGAUUUAUUAAUAAACCUCGAGGCGGUGGGAAAACCCUUGAAGAAGAAGGUUACAAUUAUUUCAGGGAGUUGCUUUCGAGAUCCUUUUUCCAAGACAUACAAGAAGAUUUGCACGGCGAGAUUAUGAGCUGCAGAAUGCAUGAUCUGAUGCAUGACCUCGCACGGCUAGUAGCAGGAGAUAAUUGCAUCACCAUUGAUAGCUCACGUGGAGAGAAGUUCCAAGGAGGAGCUCGCCAUGUAACUACCAAUGAUCUGAAUGUGUUCAAUGGAUUUGAGAGAGACAGAAGAAUGAGGUCCAUGUUUCUUAUAGUUGAAAAGUGGACUUAUAUUUAUAUUGUUGUUCUGGAUGUUUCAUGUUUUAGAAGUCUACGGGCGCUGCGUAUUUGUGAUGCCGGCAUAAAGGAGAUUUCACAUUCCAUUGGUAAACUCAAGCAUUUGAGGAGCCUUGAUCUCUCGGGCAAUAGAGAGUUAAGGUAUCUUCCGGAUUCCAUAAGCAGGUUGUGCAAUUUGGAGAGCCUUAAUCUCACAGGAUGUUGGCAUCUAGAAAGAUUACCAUGUGGCAUUACAAAGUUAGUCAAUUUGAGGCAUCUCGGCUUGGGAGGAUGUGAGAAUUUAACACAUAUGCCGAGAGGGAUGGGGACGUUGACUAAUUUGCAAAGGUUAGACGUAUUUAUAGUAGGGGAGGAAUCGAACCAAAAUGCUGCAGGGCUAAACGAGCUGAGCAGACUUAUUGGAUUGAAGAAAAGACUGACCAUUCUAUGUUUGGAAAGAGUGAGGAGUAGUAGUAUUUCGAGCGAGGUGGAUGCUUCCUUCUCGAUGGAGAAGUUAGCUCAUCUUCAAUAUUUGGGACUAUGUUGGGGCUGCCGCUGGGAUGGGGAUGGGGAUGCGAGUGUGAGCAAUGACGAAGAAGUUUUAGAAAAACUUCGACCCCAUCCAUAUCUAAAGGGAUUGAGGAUAAAAGCAUAUGGGGGUGCCAGGCUUCCAUCGUGGGUCUCUCAACUGCAUAACCUAGUCGAGAUUGAGAUUUCCGAUUGUCAUGAAUGCAGGCAGCUACCACCUAUAGAUCAGCUCCCUUUCCUCAAAAGAAUCUCCUUGAAGUAUUUGGAGAAUUUGGAGCAUAUAGCAUUAUCGGAGGGUGGGACGAUGGCACAGUCUAAUUUCUUUCCAUCCUCGGAAGAAAUAGAGCUAUGGAGAUUGCCUAAAUUCAAGGGAUGGGAGUGGGAGAGGAGAGGAGGGGCAAUAGAAUUGAAGAGGAGGAUGGCGAUUCUUCUUCUUCUUCUUCUUCUUCUUCUUCUUCUUCUUUGUUAAUCCUCCCCUGCUUAUCCGACAAAGUCAAGGUCCGGAUAUAUGAGUGCCCAAGAUUCUCUUACAUGUCGCAUGGGGAACAGCUACUACGACUAGUGGGAUGGAGGAUGAGGAAUAUUGUAACUGCACUCCUACUCCACCAACACGAUCCACUACUUCUCCCCCUUGGCCCCCAACGACCGAUGGCAGUGCUGUUGCCGACUGAUCCCUCUCCAUCGACUGUUUCUCUAUCUCUCACCGCACUGACAUCCCUCUCCAUCCGCGAAAUUGAGGAUGCAGAGCAGUUGCCUGUGGAAUUGUUUCAGUCUCUCCAGUCUCUUGAAAUCGGGGAUUGCCCACGUUUGAAAGCACUCCCUCUGGGGGCAGUCCUCCGAUCCAUAUCCACCCUUGAGACGCUGAUAAUUUCUGAUUGCCCAGAGCUUGAUUUAUCCACCGAGAAUGAUGGCGACGACGACGAUGGUGGUAAUGCUGAAGGCAUGACCGAUCUUUUGCAGCUACAGGGCCAUCAUAAACUUCGCCAUCUAACUAUCAAAGGAAUUCAUAAGGCGGAGUGUUUGCCUGGGUGGUUCCAGUACCUCUCCAAUCUCCAAAGUUUAACCAUUGGAAAUUGCGAGGGCUUGAAAUCUCUUCUGCCUGUAAGACUGAGUCUUCCGCUUCUCACCACCCUCGACUCGUUGGUGCUAUACAUCUGUCCAGAACUUGACUUAUCAAUAGGGGAGUCAGAAGACAUGCCGAUGGCGGCUUAUUCUCAGUUCACUAAACUCCGCAAUUUGGUAUUCUACGACAUAAAAAAAAUGGCGGCUUAUUCUCACCUCACUAACCUUGAAGAUUUACGCAUCCAAUGCUGCAAUAAUCUGAAGGCUUUGCCUGAGUGGUUUCCCAAUCUCACCUCACUCAAAUAUCUUGUGAUUGUUAACUGUGGGGAGGAGCUGACAAGAAGGUGCCAAGGGAAAAACGGAGGAGGAGAGGACUGGCCUAAGAUUUCUCACAUCCCGCAGGUAGUAGUAUGAUGAUGACUGAAGUGUGAUGGAUCCUCCCUCGCUCACUGCCUCCAAUAAAGCUCGUGGUUGUUCGCGCUGACUUGAAUGGGCACCUCAAGUCUCUAUGAGACUAUUCCCUUCUCUAGCAAAGGGAGAUGUCUUCCAGAUGCUUCCCUUGAUGGACGGGAUGGUAUAUUUCUGGAUUAUUCUGUUGAUUGGCCUCCCGGAUUGUUAUUUACUCAAGAAGUGCUCUCCAAGUAAGAUUCUCGUCACGCUCAGAGGCCGCUUGCACGAUUCAAUGCUAUUCAGAUCAGCUCCACUGAAUAAAUGGCUCCUCUGGCAUGGGCAUCAAGUCAUGUACCACCAACUUGCAUUGUGGAUGGUUUAUGGGAUUUCACAAGACCGGCAUGGAGAGUUCUUCAUUAGAAGGGAAUAGAGCUGUUAUAGGAUCAUCUAUGGCUUCUUUGAGGUCUAAGGCUUGAAGAAAUGACCCAAGACUUCUUCGAGGAUAUGCUGCCUCAGUAAAUACAUAUAUGCGUAUCGCAGAAUCAGUUUUAUUUGCUGGUAAAGCUGUCAGGGUUCCCAACCCCUCCCUUUCGGUUUCAAGAUUCUAUAUCUCAUAUGCAAAUGUCCAAAGGCUCUCAAAAAGUUCAAGGGUUCACACGCCAGUUUCUUUUCCAGAAGGAGCCAUUAGCAGACUUAAAGCUGAGCGGACUGUCUGAGGCUGAUAAGAUUGAAGCAAUGCUUCAGGACUGAAAGGAGUCCAUGGAGUUUCAUAAGAGAUCGUUUGAAUGUGCUGUUGACUCUAUACGAGCUAUAGAAGCCAGUCAUCUUUGGCAGGUGAUGAAAGUGUCAGCGUUUCCAUUCUCCUAAUCAAGAGUUUACUGUGCUAAAUUUGAACAAGUUUGCAGCUUCUGGUUGUUCGUGCUGACUUGAAUAGGCACCUCAAGGCUCUAAAAGAUUACUUCCUUCUAGCAAGAGGAGAUUUCUUCCUGGUGGGAGAUUGUUAAAUCAUUUGGUUUUUCAUCAAAUUCUUCUUUUAUUUGCUGUCUGCAGGAGACUAUUUUGUCUCGAUAUAGAAAUUUCAUAGCUUACCUGGUUCUUGUAGUUUCUGAAAGCGGAUGCUCUCUACUCAGUUAGGUGUUAAAUAUGAUUUUUAAUACUAGCCGAUUAAUUCUUUAUUAAUGCUCUGCUACACCUGUGUUUUCUCGAGGAAAGUCGGGAACUGAUGUGCUUGCCACCUCAUCAGUCAACUGCUGAAGCUGAUUAUACGGUCCUCUUUCAGCUGGCAGCAAUAAAACUAUGCCUCCAGUUCGGCUGGAACAUUGAGAACCAAUCAACAGCUACUACGACUAGCAGGAUGGAGGAUGAGGAAUAUUGUAACUGCAUUCCCCUUGCCCCUGACUUCCCUCUCCAUCAGCGAAAUUGUGGAGUUGUUUAAGUCCCUCCCGUCUCUCCAGACACUAAAUAUCAGUGAAUGCCCUCGCCUGAAAGCACUCUCUGGGAGGGCGAUCCUCCGAUACAUGCCGAUGACGCCUAAUUUGCAAUCGACUAACCCCCGCAAGUUGGUACUUGACUAUAUACCAAAACUGGAGACUCUCCCGUGGUGGAUUCAGCAUCUCACUAACCUUGAAAGGUUAAUCAUCCUAUCCUGGCAGAACCUGAAGGCUUUGCCUGAGUGGUUUCCCAAUCUCACCUCUCUUCAAAGUCCUACAAUUUGGAACUGUGGGGAGGAGCUGACAAGAAGGUGCCAAGAGGAUACCGGAGGAGAGGACUGGCCCAAGAUUUCUCACAUCCAACAAUUACAAGUGGGGAAGUGGUGAAGUGGAUCUUUCCAAAGGUGCUAUGAAGGGCGGUCCUAUAUCCAUCAUAGUUUCUCGUUGCAGGCUGUCAUUUAUAUGGACUUCAUUUGGAAACUUCACAAAAAAAUUACUCGACUUGCUCCCACGGUUCUCGAUUGAUCCCCUCCUGGCAGCUUUGGUAUUUAAGGCUGUUACGCUCAGAGGCUGCUUGCAAGCUUCAGUGCUCCCCAGAUCAGCUCCGUUGAAUGAAUGGUUUAACAGCCGAUCUUUUUUAGACCGUUGCAGAUCUAGUUUAAGAAGAUAUCUCCAGAAAAUCAAGGCCAAAUUCUAUUUUGGCUUGAAUUAAAUUCUCUUGAUGCGUGUUUAUAUUUCGCUUAAGCUUUUGAGCCGAGUGAAAUUUCAAACUUGUAUGGAAAGUAGUACCUACGAUGUAUUGUCUGGGUUAAUUAGCCUGGAGAAACUGGAUUGUGGCACUCGUAUGUAUGGCACAAGUUCAAUUCACUUCACUCUAGAAUAAUUAUUCGAAAUUUGAUGACCAA
Punica granatum (pomegranate) is the source of this 6184-nucleotide messenger RNA. NCBI's taxonomy places the organism in Eukaryota, Viridiplantae, Streptophyta, Magnoliopsida, Myrtales, Lythraceae. The record is from RefSeq and is a predicted model, not a curated record.